Molecule: messenger RNA, 534 nt
Organism: Heterobasidion irregulare TC 32-1
Lineage: Eukaryota; Fungi; Basidiomycota; Agaricomycetes; Russulales; Bondarzewiaceae
Exons: 2
Coding region: 1-534 (177 amino acids)
Biological process (GO): endocytosis; signal transduction; peptidyl-serine phosphorylation
Cellular component (GO): nucleus; cytoplasm
Molecular function (GO): protein serine/threonine kinase activity; ATP binding
Source: RefSeq, a predicted model, not a curated record
AUGCUCCAUAUUUUGAAAGGGUAUCUGGCCAUACCGCCCACCGUUGCCUACGGUCACUUAGAGCACUUUGAAUAUCUGGCGCUAGAGCUCCUGGGUCAGUCUCUGAAUGAUGUGGUACCAAAGGAGGUAAUGGAAGCGGAAAUGGUGGCUAAGAUCGCACUACAACUCCUUUCUGUCCUGGAGUUCGUUCAUUCGCACGGGCUUGUACAUAGAGACAUCAAACCGUCGAACGUCCUUCUCACACUCGACCAACCGCCGAUACUGCGCCUCGUCGACUUUGGUAUCGCGCGAUCUUUUUGCACUGGAAUUCCCGCUCGACGCGAGCCCAGGUUAGAGAGGCUGGAUAUCGCUGGGACACUUGACUGGGCUAGUCUCAAUGCUCAUUUCUGUUAUGGUGUGCAUCCUGCUCUGAACCUUCCUUCGCAGCAAACAAUAUUGACGACACCUAACGCAACAGACAGCUCGCCGCGUGAUGACCUUGAAUCCCUCGCAUGUACUCUACUGUUUCUACUCCGUGGAGGUCUCCCAUGGUAG